Molecule: messenger RNA, 1776 nt
Organism: Glarea lozoyensis ATCC 20868
Lineage: Eukaryota; Fungi; Ascomycota; Leotiomycetes; Helotiales; Helotiaceae
Exons: 2
Coding region: 1-1776 (591 amino acids)
Biological process (GO): intra-Golgi vesicle-mediated transport
Cellular component (GO): TRAPPII protein complex; trans-Golgi network
Source: RefSeq, a predicted model, not a curated record
AUGGAGACUGUGCCCGAGGGCAGACCUCGAGGUAGCAUCGAUAUUGUUGAGAGCGCGAUACUUGACACUAUCAUUCCGCUUGCUGGCGAGCUCAAUAUGGAAGAAGCAUUGAGUGGUUCAGUGGAGAAACUGGAUGAGGGAAGCUAUUCGCCGUUAGCUGCUAUCCCACAGAGACAUGCGUUGUUCUUUGAUGAAAUUGUCAACGUCUAUGUAGUCUUACAAACCCCCGUUUUCGACGAGAGUACCCUUCGCUCCUAUCUGGGAAGGUUGGCGAUCAACCUCGAAGCGCAGGUCGUCAAUGCCCCGACAGAGGGCCAAGAGGCCCCAACGCCCCACGAAGUCAUCUUUAAAAGUUCUGUUCAAGACAGCGAGGAACCGUUAAUUAUCGUACAAGGCUCCGACGAACAUGACGAGAAUGCUGCGGAUCAUAUACUGGUUGUAUGGAAACUAUCCGCUCCUCUAGUUAGACCUAGAUUACGUCUACAUAGUCCAUCGGUGGUAUUCUCUGCGACCGCAAGCUUGAAACCUAGUGAGCAGGUAGAAAGUGAUACAAUUACUGAAGAGUAUUUACCGAGCCAAAUACCUUCCGGGAUGAAUUUGUUGGAGGCAUUUAGCGACGACCCUGCAAUGGGUGGAAUAAAACCACGAUUAUCAGCCCUCAGAGUUUCUCAGGUACGGCCACCUAGUCAGGCUACGAGCGAGCUGCUCCGCCCUUUGAAAAAUAUAUCACGUCAAUCGGUGAAGAUAUACCCAGCAAUAAAUGCUCGUGUUAGAUAUUCAAGGACGAGUACCAUAUCAAUCAACAGCUCUGUCGUGGCAUCUUUAGACAUUGACAUCACCCCUUUCGCCAGCUGUAAGAUCACUAUCGAGAAGGUUGAACUCGAGGUCAGUGGAGGAUCCGUCAAAGACCUAAACGUUAUUUCAGGCGUGACUUUACCUAUCACAUGUCUUCCUCAAGAUGAUCUCACAUUUCUCUACAAACUGGCAGCCGAUUAUAUGGACCCUACCAUCAAAUCACAAAUACGAGUCUUGGACAUUGCUAUUGUCGCUACAGCACAUCUGUCAAAAGUUUGCCAGCCGGUUAUCACAAUGCGAUGGGCAACUUCUCUAGAUUUCACCCCCCCAGUAAAUCCGGGAUACGGACUCCCAACUCAAGCAAUACAAAGAGCUCAUCGACCUGCACACCUCUCAAUUGGCUCUGCAACAGAAACUCCCACCAUCUCAACACUUGCAAGCACCAGACCAGACGCUCUACCUUCGAUAGAUAUUACCACCCGCCAAACACGAGACUCGAACGUCCCUGACUUUGGCGUUACGAUGACGUUCACUGCUCCUACAGCAGACACCCCCAUAUAUCCAGGCAUUGCCUUCACCUGGUCAGUCUUCAUAGUAAAUCGAUCUGAUAGACCUCGAAAACUGGCCGUUACGGUUCUUCCCAAGCGGCGGCGGACCGAGACACGGAUGAACCGCCCUCCAUCAGUGCAGAAGAACGAUCCUAAAAUCGCGGAUGCGGUAGUCGACGACAACAUUAUUCAUGCGAUGCAGAAAAGUGCUGCUCUCGAGGCAACAGAAAUUGUAUGUCUAAGUACAGAUACUCGUGUUGGUCCGUUGCUACCAUUGGCAUGCUACGAAGUAGAACUCAAGUUUAUAGCUUUCAAAGUUGGUAUUGUGGAUAUUGAGGCUGUUCGCAUUAUCGACCUGGGAUCACAAGAACAUGUGGACAUAAAGGAUUUGCCCAGCAUCGUUGUAUCCCCGAUUCCUCAAACAGAUGAAUAA